GCGUGGCCGCCGCCGACCCCCAGGACGGAGCUGGGAGGGGCGCCCACCGUCAGGGGCGCGGGGCCGCGGAAUCCCUGGGAAGGAGGGAUGCGCGGAUGCAACUGCCGGCGGCGCUGGGCGCGGGGGCCGCGGCCGCGGUGGCGGCGCUGGUGGCCGCUCUGCUCCUGCUGCGAUGCCGGGACGCGGGGCCGGGGGCCGGCUCCAGCAUGGCUGGGGCAGAGGCGCUGCCCAAGCUUCGGGAAGACUUCCGGAUGCAGAAUAAAUCCGUCUUUAUUCUGGGCGCCAGCGGGGAGACGGGCAAAGCGCUCCUAAGGGAAUUGCUGGAGCAGCGCCUGUUUUCCAGAGUCACGCUCAUUGGCCGGAGGAAGCUGACCUUCGAGGAGAAAGCUUAUGCAGAUGUGAAUCAAGAAGUGGUGGACUUUGAAAAGCUGGACGACUAUGCUUCUGCCUUCCAAGGUCAUGAUGUUGGAUUCUGUUGCCUGGGUACCACCAGAAAAAAAGCUGGGGCGGAGGGAUUUGUUCGUGUUGAUCGAGAUUAUGUCCUGAAAUCUGCAGAGCUGGCAAAAGCUGGAGGGUGCAAACAUUUCAACCUGCUGUCCUCCAAAGGAGCUGACAAGUCGAGCAGUUUUUUGUAUCUGCAAGUUAAGGGAGAAGUGGAAGAUAGGGUGGAAGAAUUAAAAUUUGAUCGCUACUCCAUAUUUAGGCCUGGAUUUCUGUUAUGUGAUAGGCAAGAAUCUCGCCCAGGUGAAUGGGUGAUUAGGAAAUUCUUUGGCUCCUUACCAGAAUCUUGGGCCAGUGGGCAUUCUGUACCAGUGGUGACCGUGGUUAGAGCAAUGCUGAACAACUUAGUGAGACCAAGUGACAAGAAGAAGGAGCUGCUGGACAACAAGGCCAUCCAUGACCUGGGGAAAGCCGAUGGCCCUCUGAAGCCAUGAUCACACCUGAGAAGUGCUUUUUUGGUCAAACUCAGCACUCAUCAUCUAAUCGUUAAUUUAAAGGUCUAAAAAAAAGCAUGCUUUAAUUGGGGUUUCACUAUUUUCCGCCACCUGGGCCCAAUUAAAAAAUAACUGUGCUCUGCCACAGCAAUUAUUGACCGUUGUACAACAUGAGUUUGAACUGAGCAGUUCCAUUUAUAUAUGGAUUUAUUUUCAAUAAAUACUAUAAAUGUAUUUUCUAUUCCUUAUGUUUUAUUGACAUUUUCUUUUCUUUAGCUUAUUGUUAUUAUUAUUAUUAUUAUUGGUGGGGAGAUCAAGUUCUAGCUCAUUUUAUUGUAAGAAUACAGUAUAUAAUGCAUACAACAUACAACAUGUGUGUUAUUUUACUGUGUAUGUUGUUGGGGAGACUUCUGGUCAGCAGUCCGCUAUUAGUACAGUUGGCCCUCUGCAUCUCCAGAUUCCCAACUUUAGAUUGAAAAUAUUGUUUUAAAUCCACAGUUGCUUAAAUCUGUGGGUGUCAAACCUGUGGCUCUGAAGAGCAGGGCGUAGUUAGAUUUGGGGGGGGUGUCAAAAGUUAUAUGUGGAUUUUCAACUGUACGGGGGUGGUACCCCUAACAUACCUGUGGUUCAAAGGUCAACUGUACCGCACCCAGGGAGCUUUCAAACAUGGAGCUUCCUAGGCCCUGUCUCUGCCUCAGACCUUCUGAAGCCAAUAUUGUGGGGGUAUGGGCACAGGAAUCUGUGGUUUUGUGUAAGUGUCCUCUGGUGAACCUGAUGCCACUGGUGCGGAGGCCAGCUCUGAAGUGCUUGUCUGCAGAGUGAUGGCAGCAGUGCAGACCUUGCGUAGCAUUACAGAUGAGUUCUGUUCUGAAAUUGUUGACAUUCGGGUCUUCAAGGUACUCAGUGCUGACUGCAUAUAAUUGUGUAAGUGAACAUUGUGCCUAUUUCUUUAGGAUAUAUAAUAAAAUGUAUUAUACAAC
This is a messenger RNA of Pipistrellus kuhlii (Kuhl's pipistrelle), 1915 nucleotides long. RefSeq names its product HIV-1 Tat interactive protein 2 (gene HTATIP2). Gene Ontology annotation, biological process: import into nucleus. The coding region runs from base 96 to 935 and encodes 279 amino acids. The transcript has 6 exons. Gene Ontology annotation, cellular component: cytoplasm. NCBI's taxonomy places the organism in Eukaryota, Metazoa, Chordata, Mammalia, Chiroptera, Vespertilionidae. The record is from RefSeq and is a predicted model, not a curated record. Gene Ontology annotation, molecular function: NAD binding; oxidoreductase activity, acting on the aldehyde or oxo group of donors, NAD or NADP as acceptor.